Molecule: messenger RNA, 2070 nt
Organism: Gossypium raimondii (Peruvian cotton)
Lineage: Eukaryota; Viridiplantae; Streptophyta; Magnoliopsida; Malvales; Malvaceae
Product: pentatricopeptide repeat-containing protein At4g39620, chloroplastic
Exons: 3
Coding region: 47-1522 (491 amino acids)
Molecular function (GO): mRNA binding; protein binding
Source: RefSeq, a predicted model, not a curated record
AAGCCCCCCCUAUCAGCAGCUCCAAACACCGAAAGCUAAAAAUAAAAUGCCCCUAAUUUUAUCACCUUACUCUCUGCAACUCUCCACAUUCCCUUCUCCUUUUAAACGUAAUUCUUCACCAACUAACAUAUCCUCCCUCACCCAACCAUGUAAUCUUCCAUCCCGACCCAUCACACGAAUAUCCUGUACCACCCGACCCAGGAGGAAAACGGGUUCUUCAAAACCUGAGGACGCCGAAGCCAAGGAACUAGUUCGGGUCUUAAUGAGAAGUUUCGGCGACAAAGAGCCGUUGGUUAAGACAUUGAGCAGGUAUGUGAGAGUUGUGAGAUGCGAACACUGUUUUCUCCUGUUUGAAGAACUCGGCAAAACUGAUAAAUGGCUUCAAUGCCUUGAGGUUUUCAGAUGGAUGCAGAAACAAAGGUGGUAUAUUGCCGAUAAUGGGGUUUACUCGAAAUUGAUUACGGUUAUGGGAAAGAAAGGCCGAACUAGAAUGGCUAUGUGGCUCUUCUCUGAGAUGCGUAACAGUGGUUGUCGGCCUGAUUCUUCGGUUUAUAAUGCUCUUAUCACCGCCCAUCUCCAUUCCCGUGAUAAAGCCAAAGCUUUGGACAAAGCUUUGGGUUACUUCAACAAGAUGAAGGGAAUUGAACGGUGUAAACCCAAUGUUGUCACUUACAAUAUUCUUUUGAGGGCCUUUGCUCAAGCUCGAAAUGUGGAUCAAGUUAAUGCUUUGUUUAAGGAUCUUGCUGAGAGCAGUAUUGCCCCUGAUAUAUAUACGUUUAAUGGUGUGAUGGAUGCAUAUGGGAAAAACGGGAUGAUCAGAGAGAUGGAGUCUGUUCUUUCUCGGAUGAAAAGCAAUCAGUGUAAGCCUGAUAUUAUUACAUUUAAUGUGCUUAUUGAUUCUUAUGGCAAGAAGCAAGAAUUUGAUAAGAUGGAACAAGUGUUUAAGAGCUUGUUGCGCUCCAAGGAGAAACCUACCCUUCCUACAUUUAAUUCGAUGAUCAUAAAUUAUGGCAAGGCGCGGCUUAAAGAGAGAGCUGAAAAUAUUUUCAAAAGGAUGACUGAUAUGAAAUACACACCAAGCUUUAUCACCUACGAAAGUCUUAUAAUGAUGUAUGGAUUUUGUGAUUGUGUUUCUCGGGCGAGGGAAAUAUUUGAUGAGAUUGUUGACUCUGGGAAGGAAAUGAAAGUUUCGACCCUAAAUGUCAUGCUUGAAGUUUACUGCAGAAAUGGUCUACCUAUGGAAGCCGAUAGGCUAUUUGAUAAGGCAAAUAACAUUGGGGCGAUUCCCGAUUCAUCGACAUAUAAACUUCUAUAUAAGGCCUACACGAAAGCUGACAUGAAAGACCUUGUACAGAAGUUGGUGAAAGAAAUGGAAAAAGAUGGUAUAGUCCCUAAUAAGAGAUUCUUCCUAGAGGCUCUUGAAGCCUUUGGAUCUCUACCGGCUAGUCCAGGUUCCGUUCAAGCCACAAGGAGUGGCAGGCCUGAGACUAAUGCAAAAACUGAGGUUAAAGUAAUUAAUUGACUGGUUCUUUGUUAUUUGGGUCUCCUUCCAACUAAGCCUGCAUCAGAGCAAUGGAUGGUUUUCAAUUUCAGCUAUAUUGACUGUUUUCCCCCACAAAAUGCUGCCGGGCAAUGAACCGAUUCUUCCCUCUGGUUUAAUCUGAAUGCAGUCCGCUUUCAAAGGCAAUGCAAUAAGACAAUGAAUGCAGAACGUUGGUCGUAUUGCAGGCUUUAUCCAUACUCAGUUGUAGUUACAAAGAGUUCAGACAGUUGGGUAUCUUCCUCGAAUCGUAAGCAGGUACUUACAGCAAUAUUGUUUUGACUCUUCAUUUUGCGUAAAGGAUGGUUGCAUCCGAUAUCAGUAUCUAACAUAUAUUUGGACUAUGGUUAUGAGUGUAUGAUUGUUCAAAUGUAUGAAAGAAAUCGAGUAUAUUUGUGUUGAAUAUAUUUCGUUUUCCUUAAGGAAGCCUAUAUGUUGGAUAAUACUAAACUCAUGUUAUUCAAUGGUAAGAGGAUGGCAAUGUUUUUUGUAAUAUCCAAAUUCACAUAAAUGCUUCAAAUUUUAAUUUC